This is a messenger RNA of Aureobasidium melanogenum CBS 110374, 1239 nucleotides long. RefSeq lists its product as uncharacterized. The transcript has 2 exons. Bases 1 to 1239 code for a protein of 412 amino acids. NCBI's taxonomy places the organism in Eukaryota, Fungi, Ascomycota, Dothideomycetes, Dothideales, Saccotheciaceae. The record is from RefSeq and is a predicted model, not a curated record.
AUGGCACGCACCAAAAGAAAGCCAAUCCAGCUUGCUACACCUCCACGCGCAAAACCUUUGUGGUUCGAAGGUCUUAGUAGCCGGGACAUUGACCACCUCACUUAUCUCAUCGAGUCGGGAAUGGACAAGAAUAGAGUCAAGAUUGAGCCUGGUGAGUCUUUAUUGCAGACCCGAACUACCUUUGCACGAGAUCAGCCAUAUACUAAUGCCGGGCUUGAAGACACCGCCACACAUGCCGAGCUCAGCAUGGCCAACUCUCAGACUGGCUCUGGACACGAAGAUGUCGCUGCAGCCAUACAAGACUCUACCAGCACCCACGAGCUCCCUGACGAGCAAGAAGAAACAGACGAAGAAGGCCACACCGUAGACGAGAACGAUGUUCUAACUUUCGAUUUCGGAACUGCUUCGCCUGCCGUCGAGGAGCCUCCAACCACGGCACGAGUCUUUCUCAAAUGCCGCAGAUGUCAAAACACAUUUGCGCGCCACUACCAACUUGUGGCUCACUUCUGGGAAGCACACCUGGAGCAGGAGAAUGUGGACUGGUUGCCAGGACCCGUUCACAGCCGUCAAGAGGAGAUCGUGCAGGAACUCAUCGGAUCCUUUGUUGACUACGAGAGCUCAGCUGGACUCCCUCCUCCUGUCCUCACCCAGCCUUCACCUCCUCAAGGCCCUCCAGCUGCAGCCCGCAUACCCUUUUCGCGUCCCCCUCCCUCUUAUGCAAGAUCGCAGUCGAGUAUGAUGAGUGUUUUCACCAUCGGCAACCAUGCUACCACCAGCGGCUCGCCAGGCAACAAUGCUCGUCGUCUACUUGCUCCUGAUCGGCCUGCUCAGCCUAUACUUCCUCAGCCUGCCAUGCCCUCUGCCACGCCUGUUUCUGCAGCCGCUGCUCAAGCAUUCCCUCCUGGUGCCUUGGAACCGGACCAACCCUUCAGACUUGGCCAGCCCGCCCCACUCGGUAUCAAGCUGCCAACCAACCGCAGCAUGACUACUUUCAAAUGGGAAGUUUACAAGCGCAGAGGAGGUUCGAGCGCAUUCAACUGGACCGACAAGAAAGACAUCAAGCUUGCAAAUCGCUGGCGCUCCCGUGUUAGCCAGGCCACCUUCAGAGGUUUGGGCAUCAGACUCGAUCGCCGCAAGAAGAGUGCCGCUGUUGCUGAGGUUGAUGACGACGAGGAAACUGAGGACGACGAAGCUCAGGCGGAACAGGGCGGUGGGGAGAUGGACACCAGAGAGGAAUAG